GUGGUGCUUAUUUUCAACAUGGCUGCGCCCAUAGAGGUUCUACUUACUAGCGAUGCAUCAGGUCAGCUGUGGAAUGCAUGUGUAUGGGACUUGGAGACAGGAAGCAGUCUCACCACAUACAAAGGUGGAAGCACCAGUCCCCGAACACUUGCCACCCUGGGACAGGACUACCUGAUCGGUGCCAACCCAACUAAGCCUUUGUUGAAUGUAUGGAGUCUACAAAAAAGGAACCAGUCUCAGAUGCGGAUGGUGUGUCCAGGUAGAGUGACCUCCCUUGACGUGUCACCUGAUGGGAGUUAUUGUGUGGCAGGAAUUGCUGACAAGAUACAUGUCUGGCAGGUGUGUAAUGGGAAUCUAUUAGCAGUUGUCAGUCGGCACUAUCAGAACAUUAACUGUAUCAAGUUCACAGACGAUGGCAGCCAUUUUGUUUCUGGAGGAGAAGACAAUCUUGUGAUAGCAUGGUCUCUUGUCAGGUUAGUGUCCAUCUCACAGUAUUCACAGAGCCGUCCAGAACCAAGACAUGUCUGGUCAGGGCACUCACUUCCUGUCACAGACCUCCAUGUUGGGUGUGGAGGAAGUAGAGCAAGAGUUAUCUCCUCUUCCAGAGACAAUACAUGCAAGUUGUGGGACUUGAGCUCAGGGGAGCUGCUGUGUACGCUGGUGUUUGACUCGUGUAUCACGUCUGUUGCCAUGGACAACAUGGAGUUGCGGGUGUUUGCCGGAGACAGUAAUGGCAACAUACAUGCCGUGGCAAUGUUUACACAGCCUGUGAAAACAGAACGACACAUAACAACCAAUACUACUAGCCAUGAGGGUGUCACCAUGUUCAAAGGCCAUCAAAAACAAGUUACAUGUUUAUCUGUAUCCAUGGAUGGAACAAGGCUAGUGUCUGGGUCACAUGACGCAUCUGUGAGGAUCUGGGAUGUAUUCAGCGGUCAGUGUGUCCGAACAUUAGCUCAUAAAGAUGUGAUCACGAACGUGUUCCUGAAACAAACCCCCCGGGGUGUGGCGUUGCCCGACAGCAGACCUCAGCUUCCUCUUCAACACUUCAAGCGCCAACUGGUGUCCACACAAGCUGAUGAUACAAUUUCUGACAAGUCACAAGUGUUUGAUGUCUGGCUUCAUGAAACACAUCAGUUGAAUCAGUACAUGGCUCAUCCUGCAUCUAAUGAAAUGAUGAAAAGUUCCAGUCAUGAUGACCACACCCAAGCCAAGCUGGAGGAGGAGGUGGUUCGACUCCAGGGCGACCUGGACCGACUGCAGGGUGCUAACCAGGACCUGUACCAGUAUGCUGUACAUAACAUACUCACUACUAAAUAAACUGUAUACCCUACAA
This is a messenger RNA of Haliotis rubra (blacklip abalone), 1336 nucleotides long. Its product is annotated as WD repeat-containing protein 18-like. Lineage: Eukaryota; Metazoa; Mollusca; Gastropoda; Lepetellida; Haliotidae. The coding region runs from base 19 to 1320 and encodes 433 amino acids. Gene Ontology annotation, biological process: rRNA processing; DNA-templated DNA replication. The record is from RefSeq and is a predicted model, not a curated record. Gene Ontology annotation, cellular component: nuclear pre-replicative complex. Gene Ontology annotation, molecular function: protein binding. The transcript is spliced from 11 exons.